AUGCGCCUCCUCCGCCUCGUGAUGGAGGGCUUCAAGUGCUACAAGGACCGCAUCGAGCUCGACCCCUUCUCCCCGAAGCACAACAUCGUCGUGGGUGCCAACGGCUCGGGAAAGUCGAACUUCUUCGCCGGGGUGGGAAGCGGGCGGUCGGGCCACCCCUCUUCGUGA
This is a messenger RNA of Emiliania huxleyi CCMP1516, 168 nucleotides long. RefSeq lists its product as hypothetical. NCBI's taxonomy places the organism in Eukaryota, Haptophyta, Isochrysidales, Noelaerhabdaceae. Gene Ontology annotation, biological process: mitotic sister chromatid cohesion. Bases 1 to 168 code for a protein of 55 amino acids. Gene Ontology annotation, molecular function: cohesin loader activity; double-stranded DNA binding. The transcript is spliced from 3 exons. The record is from RefSeq and is a predicted model, not a curated record.